Gossypium arboreum is the source of this 1719-nucleotide messenger RNA. RefSeq names its product zinc finger BED domain-containing protein DAYSLEEPER-like. The coding region runs from base 1 to 1719 and encodes 572 amino acids. The record is from RefSeq and is a predicted model, not a curated record. Gene Ontology annotation, molecular function: DNA binding. Lineage: Eukaryota; Viridiplantae; Streptophyta; Magnoliopsida; Malvales; Malvaceae. The transcript is spliced from 6 exons.
AUGCGCUUCAACACAAGAGUGCUGGAGGCUAUGAAGCCAUUCAUGGAUACUUUCACGUUGCUGCUGCUGGCUUCCUCCUCUUAUUUCCAUUUCCAUUUCCAAAACUCAAAUCCUAGCUCACCACCACCUCCACCGUCCGGUUGUCCGUCGGUCGAUCCACCUCCUAGCCUCAAGCUCAUUUCAAUGACCUCUUCAUUUUGCUUCUUCAUUUGCGUCUUGGUAGCCGAUCCAUUUGUCUUUCAACUUCUUCAUUUCUUUGUCUUCUUCAAGACUAAUCUACUUUUAGCACAUAAAGUGCGCCUUAGUGCCCUUGAUAUUUCUACAAUAUUUUGUACCCCAAGAGACCAUGGAACCUCUCAUUUAAGACGUCAUCUAAAUAGCUGUUUGAAAAAAGUUAAUAAGGACAUCAGUCAAUACACCAUAGCCACUCAACCAUCAUUAAGAGGUGUUCCAUUCAUAAAAAACUACAAGUUUGAUGCUGAUGAGUGUCGUAAAGCUAUUUCUACUUUUCUUGUAUGUGACAAACAUUCAUUUAGAACAGUUGAAGAACCGGGAUUUAGAUACAUGAUGAGUAUUGCUAGUCCUAAUUUUAAGAAUAUAAGUAGAUAUACAGCUGCUAGGGAUGUCCUAAUGUAUUAUACAAAAGAGAGAGAUCGUGUUAAAGAAGAGUUGGCUAAAGCACCUGGUUUAAUUUGUCUAAGCUCUGAUAAUUGGAACUCGGGGCAUACUAAUGAUGAAUAUAUUUGCAUUACUGCUCAUUGGGUUGACGAAAAUUGGAAGCUACAAAAGAGAAUCAUAAGAAAUAGUUUUCGUGCAAACCGAGUUAUUUUGUGUGAUGGUGCUUUUUUUCAAGUUAGAUGUUGUGCACAUAUAUUGAAUCUUAUAGUUAAAGCUGGUUUGGAACUUGCUGAUGAUGUUGUUGGUAAGAUUCGAAAUGGAAUUAAGUACAUAAAAAAGCCGGGAACUCGUAGGAAAAGAUUUUAUGAUGUGGCUGACAAAAGUUUUCAUUUGAAUGUGACCAAAAAGUUGCGUCAAGAUGUCUGUGUGAGAUGGAAUUCUACUUAUUUGAUGCUUGAAUCUUCUCUUUACUAUAAAGAUGUGUUAGAUUAUUGGGGCCAACGGGAUAAAGAUUAUCAAAUAUUUGCACUUUCUAACGAGGAGUGGAGAAAUGUUGCUAUUCUUUGCAAAUUUUUGAAAGUCUUUUAUGAUGUGACUUUUUUUUCUGGUUCUAAUUAUCCAACGGCUAAUCUUUAUUUUAGAGGAGUUUGGAAGGUUCACAAGGUCUUGCUUGAUACAGUUAAAGGUCCUUAUUCGUUUUUAACUCCAAUGGUUAAGCAAAUGGAAGAGAAAUUUAAUAAAUAUUGGGCUGAGUAUUCGUUGAUAUUGUCAUGUGCUGCAAUUUUAGAUCCUCGUUACAAGUUGAAUUAUGUGCAGUAUUGUUUUACUACAAUCUAUGGUAUUCAUGCUUCAGAUUUUGUUGAAACCAUUCUUAGCAAUCUUAAACUCUUGUUUGACGAUUUGGAUGAACACAAUGUUAAUAGUGUUGAUUUUGGGGGAGAUUUUGAUAAGAGUGAUGAUUAUAAACGGUAUUUAAAUGAAUCUAGCACUAGAAGUGAAAAGUCACAGUUGGACAUUUAUUUGGAAGAACCAGAGCUUGAGUUGAAUAGUCAAAUAGAUGUUUUGGAUUAUUGGAGCAAAAGUUUAGUUCGAUAUAAUUAG